This is a messenger RNA of Gavialis gangeticus (Gharial), 1335 nucleotides long. Its product is annotated as GRAM domain-containing protein 3-like. The record is from RefSeq and is a predicted model, not a curated record. Lineage: Eukaryota; Metazoa; Chordata; Crocodylia; Gavialidae. The transcript is spliced from 13 exons. Bases 223 to 1269 code for a protein of 348 amino acids.
AAGCUGGAAGUGAGCAGCGCCUUUUGUGCCCAGGGUUUGCAGAGCCUUUAAAUCAGCACAGGCUUCCCAGUAAGGGCAGGUCCCUCAGGCAGGUCAAGUCCCAGCCUGAGCUUUGAACUCUCCCUCUGUGCUGGUGGCUGAUAAAGCAGCUCCUGGGAGCACCCAGUGCAGUUAGUGACUGCCAGGCAGGUGCCCGGACAGGGAGGAAGGAAACCCAGCCUGAUGGACCUCCAGAGCUGCAGUGUGGACAACGCUCCAGGAGAGCCCAAUGACCACUGCCUGGCCAACCCAGCUGUGCCAUCUGGAAAAGCCAAGAAGAGCAAAAAGAAGGUUUUGGAGCAGAAGAAAUGGCAGAGCCUGGAAGAGACUAGGAGCGAAGUCUUGCAGCCAGGGAAACACGCCUUGCUCGCCAGAUCAAAGACCUAUGACCCGUCCUACUCCAAAGAGCCUGAAAAGGACUUGGUCUUGGGAAAGCAAAAGAAUUCCUCUUCUUCGCUGGUCAAGCGCAUGGUGAGCUUCCACAAGGCCUUCAAGGACAUCCCCGAGGAGGAGGCCCUGCUUGACAGUUUUUCAUGUGCCUGGCAGAAGGAAGUGCCCUACCAUGGCCGCCUCUACGUGUCGCAAAACUACAUCUGCUUCCACUGCAGCAUGCUGCUCAAGGACGUCAAGGUGGUGAUUCCUGUCUCAUCCAUCACCAUCUUCAAGAAGGCCAACACUGCGCUCCUGGUGCCCAACGCGCUCAGCAUCCGGACGGUGGAAGGCGAGAAGUUUCUCUUCGUGUCGCUGCGCACCCGGGAAGCCACCUACCAGCUGCUGAGAUCAGUCUGCAAACACCUGCAGGACGAGAGCAGGAACAGCAGCCCCACAGCCACACCAACCAUCGCCAGCCCCGAGCACCUCCUCAAGAAGCCUCUGACCUCAAGCCAGUCAGACCUGGAACACAACCCGCAGGAGACUGACAGCCUCCUGGACACGCCAGAUGGGCCCAGGCCAAAGCAGAACAGGAUGAAGGAGGAUGUGGGCAAGCACUCAGUGGCUCUGAGCAAAGGGGGCAUCCAGGUCAUUGGGCAGACCAAGGUGACGACGAGUAGCUGGUGGUCGCAGCUGAGCACUCUCAAUGUGGUUAUCCUCAUCUACCUGCUGCUGGUGGUCAUCCUGCUGCUGUCCUCGGGGUACAUCGGCCUGAGGAUCGUGGAGCUGGAGCAGCAGCUGACGUCAAUGGGGGCCUGGCCAGAGCUGAACCUGGAGCACCAAUACAAGAAGACUUGAAGUCAGCAAAGAAUCCGGCCCCUGGAGGACCUUGCUUUCUGCUGGACAGAAGCCACCGCUGACCCA